UUAUUUCUAGUCGCCGUCAAUUUCGGGAGCUCAUUCCAAAUCGGGGAACGCCAGGAAUCGGAAGUGUUUUUUCAAUCGGGAGGAGGAAGAUCCUCUCCUAAGGAAGUGAUAGCCUACAGCUGCAGCUCAGUUAAACUUGUGGACAUUGAAAGUCUGUUUUGAUUGAGAGUGGAGCUAAAAGACUGUGAUAAAAUUGCUACUAGUGAAGUGAACAGCAGCGAAAAGUGCAUCAAGGACAAAAUUCCAGUGGACUGAAAAUCGAGAGUUUGGACUCUGUGAAGUGAAGAAUUAGUUCGGGGAGUGUUGUGAAGGAUUAUAAUGCGAUUCUGAAUACAGAAUUAUGUACCACGACUUGAAAUUGUACAACAAAUUGUUCGGUGGAUGUGGACUGGCUUCGUUCAUUGGCCUUGUGGGCUAUGAGGCUUACCGUACGUACUCAGCAGUGAGUAAUCUGGUGGACACCCGAGUGCUCGACAUUGACCGGAAACGUCCGGACUACAUCUACAUCAAGCAUCAUAUCUACAGACAGUCGCUGCAGGAACAGCUGGAACAGGAAAAAGAGAACAGCCGGUUGGUGAACGUGGUGGUGCAGCCUUUCGGCAAGUGGUGGAAGGCUCUGAAGCACUCGGUGGCUUGGAGAUUGCUUAAAAUUGCCCAGGAGGGUGAGCAGAGCGAUCGGUUGAAGGCCAUCAAGCAACUUGCACUUAUUGAUCAUCUGAAAGAUUGGGAUUUCCAGCACUUGGCCCAGUUGUGUGACGCUCAAACAGCGGUAUCUUUGGCUCGUUCGAACUGUGAUUCACGGUGGUUCUUGCCGCCGCGGCAGUAUGGAGUGGAAAAAUCGGCCCACGAAGUGUUGGCCAGUAUCAAAGGUCUCAUUGAAAAGCUAGCCCCGGACCGUUGCGCCGAGUACGCGCUAGAACACACAUUCACAUCCCACCAGAUUAAGGAACCCGUCGGAGACGAUGUGGUAGAUCAUAGGCUGUACGUCUCUCGUUUCGAAAAUGAGCAGCUCAAGCAGGCCCUCAAUGCCUUGGUGCAUCUGACCACCGUGGAGGAGAACUGCCGCAAAAUUAUUGAGGCCGGUGGACUGAUGGAACUGAUCGAAGUGGAGAAACUGUAUUCUGACAACAUAGAUAUGAAGCUGACACUGGCCAGAAUCAUUGCCAACCUGUCCGUGCAUGGUGAUCGUGCUUAUGAUUUCUUCGCCAGUGGUUGGAUCAACAUUCUGUCCAAAUGGCAGAAGGACGUUGAUAUGCGAAUGCAGGUGACGACGGAUCUCACUCUCUCGAAUCUGGAUCGUGACGAUCCAAAUAGUUUUAGCUAUGAGUACAAUGUGUAUCCACUAUACCCGAAAGGGCGGAGGAAAAACAAGCCGGAUGUGGAUGUCAUAUUUGUUCAUGGACUGUUAGGAGGUGUUUUCGUGACGUGGCGACAAAAGGAUCUCAAACCACAGGCGGCCAGUCUUCUAGAGGGUAUCGCAUCGUCCAAUGACGAAGAAAUUCUCACCCUCCAGCCGACACCGCCAAAAUCUCAUCCCUCGAUCAGCGACACGGCCACCAAAGAACUCAUUCAAGCACUCCAAGAGGACGAACCUCUCUCCUCGGAAUGGUCCGUCGUAUUUCCCGAUCUCCCACUGUUAGCAGACGAAAAGUACACCAGUCCAGGCGUUCGUAAGAACUUCGAAGGACGUUACAGUGUAUCCGGAGAAAAGUGGCUCCAGGAACCGCUGGGUGACGAAUCCAUCGGACGGUCCUACUGCUGGCCCAUGGAGUGGCUGCCCAAAGACUUCCCCAACAUUCGCGUGAUCGGUCUCAACUAUGAAUCAUCGCUGUCGCAAUGGUCGGCCAGCGGUUGUCCAUGCGAGAAGUACGACGGAAAGCUGGAAAAGCGUGCCGCGGAAUUCUUGAAAAAACUCGCCAGAUCCAACAUCGGACAGGAUCGACCCGUCGUUUGGGUCGGCCAUUCGAUGGGAGGACUUCUGAUCAAAAGUAUUAUGAACCAAGCGGCCGCCAGCGAAGAUCCAGCAGUUCGCCGCAUAGCCCAAAACUCACGUGCAGUUAUGUUCCUUGGAACGCCCCACCGUGGAAGUGCCAUUGCCAAGCUGAAGCAGCACACUUCCGCUUUAGUUUGGCCUUCGGUUGAAGUCCGCGAACUGGAGGAGAACUCUCUUCACCUACUGCAUCUUAACAAAACGUUCCUCAAAACCAUCAACCAGCUGCCGAAGAAGCCGGAGAUUGUGACUGUCUGUGAGGGCAGUGCCACCGCGCUGACCUCGUUUAAGUUGCCAUUGCACAUUGUCACGGAAAAGUCGGCGCGUCUGGACGAAGGAGAUUUCUACCUGUCCAAGGAGGACCAUCUCAAUCUGAGCAAACCGAUGUGCAGACAAUCAUUCCUGUACCAGAGGCUAAUCAGCACGAUUUGGUGCGCGAUGCAAUCGGCCAAGGAGGCAGGCGAAUCGGAAGAGGAGCAUGGUUCCGGUAGAAGCAAGACUGCGGAAAGUGGGAAGAGGUCUAGCUCUGUAUUCAGUGAUGUCUACCGCAAGUUGGGCCAGUUGGACAGAGUAUUCAAUGUAUUUCUCUAGAUGAAAUUCCUCAGUACAAUGUGCGUUUAUGUUCUACCGUUACGUGAUAUGGAGAAAGUUUUUUUUCGUUGUCUAUUUAUUAUGGAACGAAGUAUUUAUUUUUUAUUUAUUGAAUUUUACUUUUACGGUGUAUGUCGAAUAAUACACGAAAUAGGAA
This is a messenger RNA of Aedes albopictus (Asian tiger mosquito), 2738 nucleotides long. Its product is annotated as protein SERAC1-like. The coding region runs from base 341 to 2581 and encodes 746 amino acids. The transcript is spliced from 5 exons. The record is from RefSeq and is a predicted model, not a curated record. Lineage: Eukaryota; Metazoa; Arthropoda; Insecta; Diptera; Culicidae.